Molecule: messenger RNA, 575 nt
Organism: Saprolegnia diclina VS20
Lineage: Eukaryota; Oomycota; Saprolegniomycetes; Saprolegniales; Saprolegniaceae
Exons: 4
Coding region: 1-552 (183 amino acids)
Biological process (GO): regulation of DNA-templated transcription
Cellular component (GO): nucleus
Molecular function (GO): RNA polymerase II cis-regulatory region sequence-specific DNA binding; DNA-binding transcription factor activity, RNA polymerase II-specific
Source: RefSeq, a predicted model, not a curated record
AUGAAUGUGCUCUGGUCGAGCUUCGAGGACCAAGCACUACGCGCGGCCAUUGCAGUCCUCGGCGGCUGCCGCUGGGAGCAAAUUGCGCGCAGUUGCCCACGGCGGUCGGCACUCGCAUGCAAGCAACGCUGGAAGAUGCUGCAGACCCAAGGCGCCAACAAGCGGGCGUGGAACUCGCGCGAAGACAGUGUGUUGAUGGCGCUUGUCCGCCAAUACGGUCCAAGCAGGUGGGCGCUAAUCGCGUCGCACCUUCUGCACCGCAACGCCAAGCAGUGCCGAGAGCGCUGGCACAACCAGCUCGACCCGACCAUUCGCCACACCGAGUGGACCGGCGCCGAAGACCGGUUGGUGUUGCUGCGGCAGCACGAGCUCGGCAACAAGUGGUCUGCGAUUGCCGACGAGAUGCCGGGCCGUACGGACAAUGCCGUCAAGAACCGAUGGCACGCGUCCAUCAAGCCCAAGCGCGCGACAACGACGCCAGGAACGACCGUGCUCUUCGCCGACUGGGCGCCGCUCGCGGCCGUCGACUGGACUUUCUUUUCGUAUCAAUAAGAUCUUGAAACAGUGUAUUUCCA